Messenger RNA from Penicillium macrosclerotiorum, 2688 nucleotides. RefSeq lists its product as uncharacterized. The coding region runs from base 1 to 2688 and encodes 895 amino acids. The transcript is spliced from 3 exons. The record is from RefSeq and is a predicted model, not a curated record. NCBI's taxonomy places the organism in Eukaryota, Fungi, Ascomycota, Eurotiomycetes, Eurotiales, Aspergillaceae.
AUGAAUCUGUGGACCAAGAUUCUUGUAUCAAUUUAUGCUCUUGGAGCUAAGGGUCAGAAUGACACGCUUGGGCUCAGUGAUGGAUAUGCCUCGUUUUCCACAACCAAUUUUGAUAUCAAGCUGGUCAAAAAUUCUCAAAUUCUUGCGUCUCUAAAACCCGCUGGGACUAGCUUUGACUUUUUACCUUUCGACAUGAUUACAAACCGAGCAGCGAAUGGACAAUACCACAAUGGAGAUAUUACCUACCGCUACCGAAUAUCUGGGGCGACAGAUUGGCUGGCUGGUGACUCGUCAGCUGCCAGGAAGCCGAUUAAGAUUGUUAGUUCUAGUGAUCUCGCUGCAGCCGAUCUGACUCCAUCACUCCCAUUGAAAUCUCCAAUUCGUGUAAUACGAACAUGGUCUAACAUCGAUGGCGAUCUUGGUCUUACAUUCACGUUGACAAACACAGGGAAUCAGAGUCUCGAGAUAGGCAGUUUGGGGUUCCCAACGGAGUUCAACAGUAUUUUCACGAGUCGCACAGCCGAGGAUAUGGCUGCAAAAUGUUCGCUCACCGAUCCUUACAUCGGCAUGGAUGCGGGAUAUCUCCAGAUCACCCCAACAUCUGGAACGGGCGCGGCCUUGAUUGUGACUCCACUAGUUAAUACGAGCACUCCGUUCGAGGCAUGGCGGAAUCUCGAUGAAUCCAGCGUUGCACCACUCUAUUAUGGAAGCCAGACCUUCGAAGGGUUCUACGAAUGGCAGACACACACCAAAGCAUAUUCUGAAAACGAGUGGGCUGGUGCUACACCAUGGAAUCAGCCUUCUUCUAAAGUCUUGUUGCCUAGCCAGUCAAUCACGUAUGGACUGCUGUUUUCAAUUGUCACAGAUGGUAUUCGUGGGAUCCAAAAUGCUGUGCGAGACACCAAAACACCCUUGACUAUUGGGAUCCCGGGUUAUGUUGUCCCGGCAGACCUUACAGCCCAGUUACAUGUCUUGCACUCGAAUUCGAUCUCGAGAGUUGAGUCCGAAGGGGCUGCAUUUGAAAUUACCCAACAAACAAGCAACAAGCUCGCUCUGACUCCUACAGGAGCAGUUUGGGGCCGAACCAAAGUGACUAUCACAUAUGUCGAUGGCAAAGUCCAAACAGUCCACUACUUCAUCACAGACUCCGCCCCAACGGUCAUCACUAAGCUUGGCAAAUUUACGACCACAUCCAUGUGGUUCGACGAAACAAACGACCCAUUUGGUCGCGCCCCGUCCGUUAUUACUUGGGAUCAUUCAACGGCGGCGCAAGUCCUCCAAGAGCCGCGAGUCUGGAUCGCCGGGCUCAGUGAUGAAGGCGGCGUGAUCUAUCUCGCAGGCGCCAUGAAGCAAUUCGCCCUAGCCGACGCCUCAGAGGUGAUCAAAUUAGAGCAAUUCACGGAGGAUGUGCUAUCCACGAAAAUUCAAAAUCCCGAUUUCACCAUCCGCAAAAGCAUUUUUUUCUACGAGCCGGAGCAAGUCCCAAACUACCAGUAUGAUCAGUCGAUUGACUGGAGCAACUGGUGGUCGUGGAAUAAAAAUUCUUCAUAUGCGACAGACAGGGCGUACGACUACAUCCAUGUGAUCGGCGCAUAUUGGGCGCUGUAUCGCGCCGGGCGUGCCAAUGAGUCGCUUUUGAGAAUCCACGACUGGCAGUGGUAUCUAAGCCAGGCCUACAACACUACCGUCACUUGCUUUGCGACAGACUCUUCAGGGACGGGGCUGAUUGGCUACUCACGCCUAGGGCUGAUGGGCGAGACUGUUGUCGGAGAACUACUUGCGGAUCUUCGACGCGAGGACUGGACGAGCGAGGCCAAUGCGGUCGAAGCGGCUAUGAAGCUUCGCGCGGAGGCUUGGGCCUCUGAGGCAGUACCUUACGGGAGUGAGAUGGCGUGGGACUCGACGGGGCAAGAGGGUAUAUACUACUGGAGCAACUACUUCAAUCUCACGGCAACCGCGACAAAGACAAUUAACAGUAUCAUUGGAUACAUGCCCACCGUAUCACAUUGGGGCUGGAAUGGGAAUGCAAGGCGAUACUGGGAUUUUAUCUAUGCUGGAAAGCUGCAGCGCAUCGAGCGCAUGAUCCACCAUUACGGAUCCGGCCUCAACGCCCUGCCCCUUCUGGCGCAAUUCCGUCAAGAUGCCAACGAUACGUAUCUCCUACGCGUGGGCUACGGUGGCAUCAGCGGCCCGCUGAGCAACAUCCGGCAAGACGGGUCCAUGUACAAUGGCUUCCACUCGUUCCCCGAAACUCUCCGCGGGGAUGACUAUUCAGGUGACUAUGGGCCUAACUUCCUAGGCAUGAUGCUCGGAUCGGGUGUGUAUGUCGUCGACGACCCCGACAUCGGCCUGGUAGCAUAUGGUGGCAAUAUAGACGUGUCAGGUCGUACUGUCACUGUGCACCCACGAGACGCCGUACGUAGGCGGGUCUAUGUUGCGCAAAUGGGCGUCUAUGUCAUCCUCAGCGCGGGCCAGAUCGAGAGUCUCGCGCUCGACACAUCGGAUUUCUCGUCACUGAAGCUACGCCUCGUGCCCGGUCCGGCGGAAUAUACUUCAGCGAUUUUAUGGGUGGAGACGCCCGGCACAACUGACAUUUACUCUGUGAGCGGGGCGACGCAAAAGCAGCGAGAUGGCUGGUUAGUGGAGCUUGGUUCUGAAGGGGCUGACGUGACCGUAUUGAAAGUGUAG